Messenger RNA from Procambarus clarkii (red swamp crayfish), 1032 nucleotides. RefSeq lists its product as uncharacterized. The record is from RefSeq and is a predicted model, not a curated record. Lineage: Eukaryota; Metazoa; Arthropoda; Malacostraca; Decapoda; Cambaridae.
AUGUCAGAUCUUAGCAGAAAAGGAAAAAAAAAUAUGGAAACACUGGAGAGUGUGGGGCUGGGGUUCCUCUCAGCCCAGGCAGGGGCUGAGAGGGACCCAUCUUUUUGGUGGCAUUGUUGUCAUAAUCUUCGAUAUGCCUCCACGCCCACCCAGCCUCCUGGCCCACACGGCCUCCACGCCCACCCAGCCUCCACGCCUACACGGCCUCCACACCCACCCAGCCUCCAGGCCCACAAGGCCUCCACGCCCACACGGCCUCCACACCCAUCCAGCCACCACGCCCACACGGCCUCCACGCCUACACGGCCUCCACGCCCACCCAGCCUCCAGGCCCACACGGCCUCCACACCCACCCAGCCUCCAGGCCCACCCAGCCUCCAGGCCCACACGGCCUCCACGCCUACACGGCCUCCACGCUCACCCAGCCUCCAGGCCCACACGGCCUCCACACCCACCCAGCCUCCAGGUCCACACGGCCUCCACGCCCACCCAGCCUCCACGCCUACACGGCCUCCACGCCCACCCAGCCUCCAGGCCCACACGGCCUCCACACCCACCCAGCCUCCAGGCCCACACGGCCUCCACGCCUACACGGCCUCCACACCCACCCAGCCUCCAGGCCCACACGGCCUCCACGCCCACCCAGCCUCCAGGCCCACACGGCCUCCACACCCACCCAGCCUCCAGGCCCACACGGCCUCCACACCCACCCAGCCUCCAGGCCCACAAGGCCUCCACGCCUACACGGCCUCCACACCCACCCAGCCUCCAGGCCCACACGGCCUCCACGCCCUCCCAGCCUCCACGCCUACACGGGGUCCACGCCCACCCAGCCUCCAGGCCCACACCGCCUCCACGCCCACCCAGCCUCCAGGCCCACACGGCUUCCACGCCCACACGGCCUCCACGCCCACCCAGCCUCCAGGCCCACACGGCCUCCACGCCCACACGGCCUCCACGCCCACCCAGCCUCCAGGCCCACACGGCCAGGUUCGGGCCAACUGGAGCCGCCAUUCCGUGCACACCUCUUGA